AUGGAUACUCUCAAGCGCAAGGCCCAGGACGGCCCCGGAGCCGCCGAGCAGGCCUCUCCUCUGAAAGCGCCGCGCGCCGCCGUCCCCACCUCGGAGCCUCCCGCUCCCACCACCCUCGCGGCCGCGGAACCAGUCGCCUGCGUGCACGACGUCUCCUACCCCGACGGCUACGACGCGUCCGCCUCUACGUCCCGCGCCAUUGCCGGCGGCGCUGACGCCUCUGAGCCAGCAAAGAAGUUCCCCUUCCAGCUCGACCCCUUCCAGUCCGAGGCCAUACGCUGCCUCGACAAUGGCGAAUCCGUCAUGGUCUCAGCUCAUACGUCAGCCGGAAAGACAGUGGUCGCGUUGUAUGCAAUAGCAAUGUCUUUGCGCAACCAACAGCGGGUCAUCUAUACAUCUCCAAUCAAGGCACUGAGCAACCAAAAGUACAGGGAGUUCAAAGAAGAGUUCUCUGAUGUUGGUCUCAUGACUGGGGAUGUCACGAUUGAGCCGAAUGCCUCUUGUCUGGUCAUGACCACAGAAAUUUGGCGGAGCAUGCAAUACAAGGGAUCUGAGGUCAUGAGGGAAGUUGCUUGGAUUAUAUUUGAUGAGGUGCAUUACAUGCGGGAUAGAGAGAGAGGAGUGGUUUGGGAGGAGAGUAUAGUGAUGGCUCCCAAGAACUCACGCUUUGUCUUCCUCUCAGCAACUGUACCCAAUGCCAAGGAGUUUGCUGAUUGGGUAGCUAAGGUACAUAAGCAACCCUGUCAUAUAGUUUACACCGACUAUAGACCUACGCCUCUUCAGCACUAUGUAUUUCCUUCUGGAGGGGAUGGAUUAUACCUUGUAGUGGAUGAGAAGGGCAAGUUCAGAGAGGACAGUUUUCAGAAAGCAUUGAAUGCCCUUGUCCCUGCUAGUGACAGUGCCAAGAAGAAGGAAAAUGGGAAGUGGCAGAAAGUUAUCAUGGCAGGGAAAUCUAGUGAGGAAAGCGACAUAUUCAAGAUGGUGAAAAUGAUAAUUCAGCGCCAAUAUGAUCCUGUAAUACUUUUCAGCUUUAGCAAAAGGGAAUGUGAAUUUCUUGCUAUGCAGAUGGCUAAGAUGGACUUGAAUGAGGAUGACGAGAAGGCAAACAUCGAAACAAUUUUUUGGAGUGCUAUGGAUAUGCUUUCUGAUGAUGAUAAAAAGCUUCCUCAGGCAAGUUCUCAUUUGUCGGUAUACAUUUCUAUUUGUAAUAUACGAACCAGUAGCAGUACUGGUAGGCAAUGCUAUGGGUUGAUAAUUUAUCUUAAAACUGAGCCAGGAGCUUUUCGAUCACGGGUUUCAAACAUGCUCCCCUUACUGAAACGCGGCAUUGGCGUGCAUCAUUCUGGUCUGUUGCCAAUUUUAAAGGAAGUCAUUGAGAUACUCUUCCAGGAGGGCCUCAUUAAGUGUUUGUUUGCCACAGAAACAUUCAGUAUUGGUUUGAACAUGCCUGCAAAGACUGUUGUGUUUACCAAUGUGCGAAAAUUUGAUGGAGACCGAUUCAGAUGGUUGUCGAGUGGAGAGUACAUCCAAAUGAGUGGCCGUGCUGGUCGUCGAGGUAUUGAUCAGCGUGGUAUCUGUAUACUGAUGGUGGAUGAGAAAAUGGAACCUUCAACUGCCAAAAUGAUGCUGAAAGGAAGUGCUGAUAGUUUGAACAGUGCCUUUCAUCUGAGCUACAACAUGCUGUUAAAUCAAAUGCGAUCUGAGGAUGGGGAUCCAGAAAAGCUCCUCCGGCAUUCAUUUUAUCAAUUUCAGGCUGAUCGUUCUCUCCCUGAUCUUGAGAAGCAAAUCAAGGAACUGGAAUCAGAGAGAAAUUCCAUGGUCAUUGAGGAAGAGGAGAGCUUGAAGGAUUAUUAUGAUCUCUUACAGCAGCACAGGAGUUUAAAGAAGGAUGUCCAUGAUAUUAUCCUCUCUCCAAAACAUGUUCUGCCUUUCUUGCAACCUGGAAGGCUUGUCCGCAUUGAAUAUAGUACAGAUGAGCCAGCCAACUUUUCCAUUGAUGAAAAUGUCACAUGGGGAGUUAUAAUAAACUUUGAAAAAGUGAAAUCCCAUGGUGAAGAUAGGAGACCUGAGGAUUCUGAUUACACGGUUGAUGUCCUUACCAGAUGUUCUGUAACUAAGGACAACAAUGGUAAGAAAACAAUGAAGGUUGUUCCUCUGAAAGCGCAUGGAGAACCAGUUGUAGUUUCAUUGCCACUUUCACAGAUUGAUGGACUAAGCAGCAUACGGAUGUACAUACCUAAGGAUCUUUUGCCUGUAGAAGCUCGAGAAAACACCUUGAGGAAAGUUGAAGAAGUCCUUUCAAGGUUUGCUAAAGAUGGGGUGCCUCUAUUGGAUCCAGAAGAAGAUAUGAAAGUACAAUCGAAAUCAUUUCGGAAAGCUUCCAGACGAAUAGAAGCUCUGGAGAGCUUGUUUGAGAAGCACGAUAUCCGUAACUCUCCACAUAUCCAGCAAAAGCUGAAAGUCUUUCAUGCUAAGCAAGAACUAUCAGCCAAAAUAAAGUCCAUAAAGAAAACAAUGCGGUCUUCCACAGCUUUAGCUUUCAAGGAUGAACUCAAGGCCCGGAAACGUGUUCUUCGCAGGCUGGGAUAUGUUACGAGUGAUGAUGUUGUGGAAGUGAAGGGCAAAGUGGCCUGUGAGAUAAGUUCAGCUGAUGAGCUUACAUUGACGGAGCUUAUGUUUAGUGGUGCUCUGAAGGAUACUACAGUAGAGCAGAUGGUGGCACUGCUUUCUUGCUUUGUUUGGCAGGAGAAGCUCCAGGAUGCCCCGAAGCCAAGAGAGGAGCUUGAUUUGCUCUUCUACCAGCUGCAGGAGACAGCAAGAAGGGUUGCUAACCUUCAGCUUGAAUGCAAGAUCCAAAUUGACGUGGAAAGUUUUGUGAAUUCUUUCCGACCUGACAUAAUGGAAGCGGUGUAUUCAUGGGCCAGAGGGUCGAAGUUCUACCAAAUCAUGGAGAUGACCCAAGUGUUUGAAGGAAGCUUGAUCAGGGCCAUCAGGAGGCUGGAGGAGGUUCUGCAGCAGCUGAUUCUGGCAUCCAAGUCUAUUGGGGAAACCGAGUUAGAAGCAAAACUCGAGGAGGCAGUCAACAAGAUCAAGAGGGACAUAGUGUUUGCAGCAUCUUUGUACUUGUAA
This is a messenger RNA of Miscanthus lutarioriparius, 3129 nucleotides long. The record is from the annotation of a GenBank genome assembly. NCBI's taxonomy places the organism in Eukaryota, Viridiplantae, Streptophyta, Magnoliopsida, Poales, Poaceae.